Ctenopharyngodon idella (grass carp) is the source of this 4049-nucleotide messenger RNA. RefSeq names its product RING finger protein 212B-like. The transcript is spliced from 13 exons. Gene Ontology annotation, biological process: homologous chromosome pairing at meiosis; reciprocal meiotic recombination; protein sumoylation. The coding region runs from base 300 to 1010 and encodes 236 amino acids. NCBI's taxonomy places the organism in Eukaryota, Metazoa, Chordata, Actinopteri, Cypriniformes, Xenocyprididae. Gene Ontology annotation, molecular function: SUMO transferase activity. Gene Ontology annotation, cellular component: synaptonemal complex. The record is from RefSeq and is a predicted model, not a curated record.
CUAAUAGCAAAGACUUUGUUUUAAAACCACGUUUUCUAACUUCACUAAACUGGCCAAGAGAUGGCGCCGAAAUACAGUAGUCAACAUUUGAAAUGGAUUAAAACCUUUCAUUAAAGUUGUCCUAAAACCUUCUUAGGACAACUUUGACUUUAAGUGGCCUACUGUAGUUUUCCUCAGGAGUUUUUUCGCGCCAUUCAGUGACGUGACGACGCCUACGCUCACUCGACGCCAGCUUGCCUCGAGAUAAAUUUACUACGUUACUUUACCAACUUCUGGUGGUCGUGUUUUAGAGUGGUGAAAUGAACUGGUUUCACUGUAACAACUGUUUUGUGAGAGAAGGGAAAAAAUUCAUAGUGUCAAGCUGUGGCCAUAUAUUUUGUGAGAACUGCGUAAAUACAAGGCAGUGCCGAGUUUGUCAUGCCAACUGUAACUACCUACAAAUAUCUGAUCAGAUGAAGCCUCAGGAAAAGAUGUUUUUCAGAGAUCCAGAGAAACUCAUUCAGGCUCGUCUGGAACGUAUUACACAGAUUGCUAUUUUUCAGAAAAGGCAGAAGGAGCGAGUCUUCGCUUUCUUAAGAAGCAGGACUGUGGAACUGGAACGAAAGCUGAAAGAAGUUCGUGAUGAGUGCCACAGGCAAGUCUCUGAGCUGAAACAAGAGAACGAAGAACUAAAGAAGCCGCUUUCUCAGAGGAGGACUUCUCCAGGGAGGUUUCCGAUUAAUGGAGGAACUCCAAGAAUGAUUCUUCCUGUGGCUGUCACAUCACCAGUCACACCUCGCUCUAGAGCUGUCAGUUCGGGUGACACUUUGGAGAGGUUUAGACAUUCCAGACUCGGCAUGACAACACCCCCAGGGUCGUCCAUCUCUAUGUCAAGUGUGAAUUCAGUACAUGAACAUGGUUUUAGGACACCCAGCUCAGUUCACACUCCAACAAGGUCCCAACAUACAACCCCAAACAACUUUCAGUUCCAUCUUCUGGCUAGACAUACACUCCAGUCUCCACGGCCAUAACCAAUAAGCAUUUGUAGAUAAUACAGGUCAUUAGAAAGCUACUUUAUCACUAAUGUACCUACAUCACCCGACAGAUGAGUGAGAUCCUUUGCAUCAUAUCAGUGGAGAUAGCACAGAUAAAAGCAAUAUAAGACAUAAAUGUUUUUAAUGUACUUUGGCCAUUCAGUUUCACAAAUUUUCUCAUUUGUUGAAUGAGGCUAUUGCUGAAUUGAAAUGGUACAUAUAGACAAAAUGUAACUUGCUUUCAUUUCCCAAUAGAAUUGGAAUUGCAAUUAAAAGACAUGCGAAAAUCAAAAACAUCUCAACAUUUUUGUAAGCUUGGCUCAGUUAAAAUAAAGGAUGUCAGAAAUAUAUGAAGUGCAUUUUUACCAGUGUAUUAUAACAGAAAGCGAAACGCACAAAAGCUACAAUAUGAUAGGAACGAGAAAGAGGAAUGUCUUCAAGAACUCUCCAGCAUUAUUGAUUUAUUGUAUACUUAUAAAUAUCAGCUGUAUUGUGGUCCCUUUUUUAUAGAUGGAGUUUGAUAACAAAACGUAGACAUGAUCCUACAAAUGUACAAAAGAUCUGAGCUUCUAGCACACAUAACCAACACUUGUGUGUCUGUGUUGAUAAGUGAAAUACUGAUCUAAUUUAAACCUUAGUUUUUAUACUAAAUAUAGUUCUACUCCAGAUAUUGUGAAUAAUUUGCAGUUCAAGCCAUUUCAUACCCCAUUUGCCUAAUUCAAAUGUGAUAUAAUUACAACUAGAGUUGUCAAAAGUACCAACUUCGGUACUGAAAUUUUAAAAAUGUGACACUUUGAGCACUGUUGAGCGGAUUCGUAAACACCUCUGAUUGGCCAUUGUGUUGACGCGCUCAUCGGAUAUGUCUGUGAUUGGCUACAAUGAUCAACGCACGGGAGCAUUUGAAAGCACACAGAAGUGUUUGAAUUUGAAAGCGGGAGCGUUUGAAAGCAGGUGGACUAUCAGCGGACUGGGGCAGUGUUGCUAAGUCCACGGUUUUCCCGUGGAAUUGGGCUACUUUAACAUUGUUGCUGCGAGUUGUUUUUCAUGUCCGCGGGUUGAAGCGACCACAAAUAACAUGAUAUUUAGCCGCUGAAAUACGAAUUUUACCAGGGGAACCCUGCCAAAAAUGCGGAUUUUACCCGCCGGAACACCAUUUUUACCUGGGGACCCCCCUGAAACACAGUUGGGCUAGUUUUGAGCAGCAAUUGGGCAGGUUUUGUUGUGAAAACCUGGCAACCCUGGACUGGGGUGCGUUUCCCAAAGUGAACUAUGGUCGCAAGUUCUGUCAUUACCAAUAGAGAUCAAUGGGACUUACGACCAUAGUUGACUAACGAUGCUUUUGGGAAACGCACCCCUGGUCCGUGAUAGAUGACUGCUUUCAAACGCUCCCAUGUGUAUCUGUGUAAGCGCUAGGUGAAGAGUGUCAUAGAUGACUAUUUACAAUGUUUUUGAAGCAUUGAUUAUUGAAGCCAAUCACAGACGUAUCCGCUCACGUAGCGCUCAAAGCGUCACAUUUUUAAAAUUUCAGUACUUUCAGUACCAAAGUCCCUUAGUUGAAACAGCUCUCGGGCAUGCAAGUGCAGCUCCUAUCUCUUUAAAUGGGGAAACAUUAAAUUCUCCAAAGCUGUUCGCCAAGCUUUCGAUUAAAUUUCAUAUUUGAAAUCAACCAAUGAAACAACGGUCUCAUAAAUUUUGUUUCUAAACGCUCGAAUCAUGACAAAAAAAUGUUAUUUUUCAGGCUGGAUCAAGCUAAUACGCAGUCCUAAGUGCGCAUCUGACUGUUUCUAUAGGAACCGGAGCUUUUAACGGCCGCUGCAGUGACGCGAUGACUUUACCAAUUGACGAUUGGCUCUUAUUUAGAAGGCAGGACUUAUUCCGCCAUAUUGCACGUUGCACUUUCUCCCAUUCAAAACAAUACUUGUGUUAUUCUAUAGUCUUUGUUGGUACCGAAAUCAGUACUUUUGACAACUCUGGUGGUAAUUAUAUCACAUUUGAAUUAGGCAAAUGGGGUAUGAAAUGGCUUGAACUGCAAAUUAUUCACAAUAAUUCUAUGUAAUGAAAAAACUCUAAUUACCACAUUUGAUGAGAUAUCUUUGAUAAUGUUAAUAAGAUAAUUGGACAGAAAGCAGCAGUGAGUUAAACAAUUGGUCAUGUUUUAUUUUGCCUCCCUGAAACAAAUUUAUUUACAGACAAUAAGGCACAAGAUUUUACAAAAGCCAUGGCUUUUGUUGUCUUUUCAUUGGGUACUGAACAAAUCUGCAGUGGAGGAGGGAUGUAUUCAAAUGAAAUGUUUAUUCACAAUGAAGUAGCAUGAUUAGAGAGAUGGAUCCAUAAACCUCUAAGUGCGGAAUGUUAGCUCAUUAGAAGGGGAAAAAAAAAAAAAUAUAUUGUAAACUUAAGGUUUAUAUCGUUUGAGAGGGAAUCAAUAUACAGUGCCAUAUGGAUCUUCAAUGAAUUAAACAAAAACUUUUACAAAAACAUACUCUCACAUUGCUAACAUUUCUGGCCCAAACAUCUAAACUACAGUACCUAAUAGAUAACCAAACCAAAGUUCCUGGAAAAAUAAACAGUUUGAGCAUCAUAUCAGUUCUAAGAAGCAGCAGUUAAGGCUCUAAAAGAUUACUAACAAUAAUACCAACAACACAAACAUAAGAAGUGGAGGAACAGCCAGUGUACAGAUGAAUCCCCCCCCCUCCCCCCAUACCAUAACAUAACAAGGGUAAUACUUGGUAAUGAAUGUAGUCAAAUAGUCGGUAAAGACCAAAAAUACAUUACAGUUUUGCAUUUUCAAUACUGCCUGCCGGAUAAGUAACAAAUGGUGUAGUGGCUGUUGAAGAAAAUAUUUCACAUUGCUGUUUUUUAACACAGUGGAAAAGAGGGCAUUGCAUGAAGUGAUUUUAUACUGGGGUCUUGCUAAAUUACAGGACUCACAGCAGAUUAACAGACAUGAGCACAAACAGUUUUCUUCUUUAUAUUAAUCAAUAAUAGUGAGCUCUGGGUCCAGUGUUGUAUUGUCUUUAGACGCAAACCAGUCUC